Frieseomelitta varia is the source of this 4251-nucleotide messenger RNA. RefSeq lists its product as uncharacterized. The record is from RefSeq and is a predicted model, not a curated record. Lineage: Eukaryota; Metazoa; Arthropoda; Insecta; Hymenoptera; Apidae. The coding region runs from base 188 to 3634 and encodes 1148 amino acids. The transcript is spliced from 7 exons.
CAUUGUUCUACGAGCUUCCAAAGAAAAAAUAAAAAAUAAAGAAGAAAGAAAAAGAAAGUAUCUUCUUAUCGGGCUUUUCGUCGUGAAUUUUCGGUGAACGUUCUUCGCGUGGCGUGGCCUAUUCAAGGAUGCACGACGACUGAUCGUCGGGGAUCUCCCCACGGGCCUCGUCGUUCAGGGGUCGAUCAUGGGCGGAGUGCAAAGCGGGACCCAUACCCUUGGAGAGGCAUUAUGGGUGCAGGAGAGGCAACGUCAAAAAUGCCAUCGAGAAGGGGGACGACACGAGGCGAAUUCGGCGCAGUCCACGCAGGAUCGCAGGAAGCUGUUAAAACGUACGAGGAGCCUCGCCGUGAUAUCCGAGGACGAAUCUCGACACGAUCGAGAGGCGCGUCACUUUAGGCUCGGGCAAUCGACCUUCGAUUUGCCCAGGAGGCAUCAACUGAUCCCGCGAGCCAAGCUCAUCGAUCGCAACUCUCUGAAGGAUAGGCUCUGCAAGAGCCAACAGCAUCUUUCGGACUCGUACGAGCGAUUCAACGAGGCGAGACCGUAUCAUUCGAGAUCUGCCUGCGGUCUUCAUUCGAUUCCUUCGGGGCUGCCAUCGUUUCCGGAUCCUCUUCACUAUACUCGAGGCAAUCGGGCCGAUCCUGAUCGAUUGAACAUCCUCGACUGGCCCGAAUCGCCGAGACGUUAUCGCAGCGUACAGUCACUGGACACCGUUAGCGGUUUAGUGGACAUCGUCGAAGACGGCUGGCCAAUCGAGGGAAAUCGCAGUAUCGAUUGCAUCUACACUCAGGUGAAACGCAAACGGAAGGAGCACAGGAGCCUGGACAGUAUACUGUUCGAGGACGAUGGCGAGCUAGAGUACUUCGACGUUCUGAAUCUGCUGCCUUUGUCGAACGUGCGUUUGGAGUUCGACGAGGAGGACGCGCGUAACAACAAUCUCCGACGGAGGAACGAUUCGGCCUUGAAAUCUCUCGAGUGUCUCGACUCCUCGUGGAACGCGCAGGAGAGAUCGUCCGCGAGGAGCAACGCCACGGACGAGGAGAAAUGUAAGAAAACGAACGCCAAGGAGGAGAACAGCCCGCCGGAUACCGAGCAACCCGACUGUCAGAGGGAAUCCGACUCUUCGAGUCAAUCCAGAGACAAUUUAUCACCGGAGAACGCGACGGAGAAUUCGUCGUGUCAGAAAGACGACAGAGACUCGGUAAUUUGUGUUGGAAACGAACCGACAGACUCGAAAUCCGCGUGCUUGAACGUUAACGAGGACAGGUACGGACUCGAUGACGAGUUAGUGGCCUCGGAUAGGGAACAGGUUGUCGAUCGUAAGGUCGAGGAGGCGGAGGAUUAUAAAUCCAUUUGGAUCUCGGACACAGAGGAGCAGGAGGAGAUGUCGCGGAGGCCGCAGGUGCUCAAGAUCGUCGACAGCGACGUGACAAAGAGACGGCACCGAAGUCUCACUGUCGAGCUCGGCUCCGUCACGAGAAACGAGCCGAGAAACGAGAAGCAGCAGAGUGACGGACAGAAAUUAGGCAACUGUGUCGACGCGGUCAAGUCGAGUAAGAAGAUUGAUGAAGUUGAUGGAACCUCGAAGAAUGCAGAGAUCGCGAACGUGGAGGAGAUGGGGCGCGAGGCAAACACGAGCGUGGAGAACGCGAGAAACAGUUCCACGGAGCAGAAAAAUUCGCAGAAGGACGCCUCGAGAGGAAAGCAAACGGAGGGUAGGUUCGAGAGGAUCGUGAAGGAGACGUCGAAUAUAAUCGGGAAGGCGUGCAGCGUGGUGAAAGGUAGCCUGGGUUUCGAGGCUCGGUCUGAGAGCUCCGACCUGGGCUUAGGAUCGGAAUCGGGAAGCGACACGAGACGAAGAUCCGUGGACGAUGGCAUCGACGAGGACCACGCGUCCAAGGGACUGUCGUCCCUGAAGGAGAACGAGAGCCAGAAAACGCGCGGCAGCCUGACAAGAUCGAGGAGCUGCGUCGACUCGAUCGAGUGUCAUCCGGACGACGACCAGGAAUUCGAUCACGUGCGUUACAAGAUCAUCAAGUCGAACAUGUUCGGCAAGAACAUGUACGCGAGCGCUCGCAACGACAUCACUUACGAGGGUCUGAUGCAGUAUCUGCGAGAGUAUUCAUUCCAGGAGCUGCUGUUGGACAACAACGUUGUCAUUAUAGAGCCAGUGCGCGCGGAGACGAUAGAGCGGAAGCCGUCCUCUACUGGAAAAACGAGAUCCGAGCCGAGCUGCAAGAUAGCGGGAGCUAUACAGAAGAAAACGGAGACGGAGAACGGAGAUCAGAGGAGCUACGAGGACACGAACGACAGUGGCAAAAGUCCGAAACAGUCGUCCAUUAAGAAGCAUUUCUUCUAUCAUCCCAUCAGGGUGAACCGCGAGCUCAUCGACGAGGAACUACCCGACCCGGACACCGUGAAAAACGUCAGGCGUAUGUUUGAGAAUACGUUGAAGAUGAAGAACGUCCCGAACGGUUCUACGCUCUCGAAGGAUUUCAAGAGCAGGAAGAGCGUCAGUAUGAAGGAUCUUAGUACCAUCGAUCGCGACCAUUUCGACGAGAUGUCGGAGAAGGCAGAGGGCACCAGAUGUUCCAGCCGGGCGAAGGAUCUCACGAAACUGUUCGAGAGCAAAGAGAAAUCCACGUCGUCGAGAGCGUCGGUGAUCGAAGGCAAGGACGAGUUGGACAGCCCCCGCUGCGAGUCGAAAACCAGGAUCCUGGCGCAGAGUUUCGAGGCUAGAAGCGGCCACACGUCGCCGAGCGACUCGACUUCCUCCAAGAACAAGAUGAACCGUUACCACCAUCACCACCAUCACCACCACAGCAAUUGGGACGCCGGUAGCGUGAGCUCCGGCGUGUCAAGCGAUUAUCCCGACACUGAUCCCGGCAGCGGGGUGCAGUGUAUCUCCUCGGAGGACGAGGAGAUCGACUCGAGCCACGAGGCCGACGUGAGCCGGAACGGAUCGAACCACUACGUGUCACCGGACGUCCUUAAGAAGAUCCGCGAGUACGGCACCUCGGUCACGUACUACGGCGGCAAAGUGGUGAACUCGAGCAACGGGCCGUUGAUAUCGCCGGUGGUAGAGAACCGAUUCAAAUGCGUCAACGGAUCGAACGAUUACGUGAAAUUCCGGCUGAUAAAGAGCAACUCGUGCGACAGCAGAUUGGAACUGACUGGAAGACUGGUGGAGAAUCAUUUGAGGCAUCGGAACAAGGAAAGAGCGCUCGAGCUGAGCCAAUACACGAUAGCGGAGACGCCUAGCAUCGAGAUCACCGUGCUGGACAAGCAAGAGAACGAUGGCAAGGACGACAAGACGAGAUCGGAAGGCGAGAGUAACGGGACGAAAGAGCCGGAGGUGAAACGAGAGCCUCCCGUCGUGAUCGGUUUGGAGCCGAAGAAGGAGGAGAAUAAAGAGACGAAGAGUUUCAAGGCGGAGUUUAAGCUGGGCGAUUUGGAGGACGCCAAGUCCGAUUACGCGAGCAGGUUUAUCGGCAGUGCUCUGACCAGGUGGCAGGUCAACGAGAACAAUUGGAGAACCACCGACGAUUUUGGGAAAAUGGAGUUCGAAGAGUUCGAGGUGCUCGAGGAUAGCCUGAACGGGACCGAGAGCCAACGUUUGGAAACUUCUUGAGAGGAACGGCGUUUCGUGCAAUAACGUUCGUUGCAUCUCGGUAGAGCCAGAGGGAAUGUUGCCAAAGUCGAGAGCCAACAGUGUUUGCGGCAGUCACGGUAUAGUGAUAUCCUGCUCGCGUAAGUUUUUACGUAUGUCUUCGAACGCGAUGCCGUUCUUUCGGAACGGUUCCAAUUGCGUUCUCUUUGCGUCUGAAAACGACGUCUCGAUCGAUUCGUUCGCAUAACCGAGCUCGUUCGUCGUUUCAAUAAUUGUAUAAGAGGGGAAAUUGUACAGUCGUUACUCGAGGUUUCCUAGCAACGAUCAACUUGGAUAUUUGAUUGAAUCAUGGAUUUAAGCGGCCCAGGAAAGUAUUUGAAUACUUGCCAUAGAAAAUUAUAUAGUAGCACGCGCGAUAUAUUCAUGGUAGUUUGUUCGAGUGUUCAAAUUACUUUCAUGGGACGAGUGUAUAUUAAUUAUAGAGAAUUGUAACGAUCGUAUUUGGUUUGAUCAAAGGAUUAAAGCCAAAGUUGAGGAAAAUGUAUAUAAGAAAGUUAAGGAAGCUAUGGAACUUCACUAUAUUUAGUUAAACUGUUGUUUAUGUCGUUCCAGGCUAAAUAAAUAUCCAAUUAAAAAUA